Messenger RNA from Cucurbitaria berberidis CBS 394.84, 939 nucleotides. RefSeq lists its product as uncharacterized. Lineage: Eukaryota; Fungi; Ascomycota; Dothideomycetes; Pleosporales; Cucurbitariaceae. The record is from RefSeq and is a predicted model, not a curated record. The transcript has a single exon. Bases 330 to 812 code for a protein of 160 amino acids.
CUAGGCAGGUAUUUUCAUGUGCCGCUCUUGCUAGCAUCCAACUCCUUCCCUCCGACCUCUAUGGGACUAGAGCAACGCACGAUUUGGUAACGCGAUUACUUGCUGAAACUCGUCCUUUCGUUUCGAGGUGUUCCUGUGUAGGGAUACAACACGGCGAUCAGAUGCCAGACGUCAGGGCGUCAGAGUCCACGGCGCCAUGCGACCAUGAAACACUUACCACCAAACAAUCCUUCCGUAGAUGCAUAGCACUACCUGAAACUUCGGCGAAUGACGUCUGCCCUGACUCGCGCUAGGUGCGAUACCCAUAUUCGAGACUCUCGCUCGUUUCUAUGUGCAGACUAGCCAGUCGGUGCGGACAGCUCAACUUUCUCGUGUGCAACCACCGUCGUCAUGCAGGAGGAAGCGACUGCAUUCAUGGAUCGUUAAGCGAGCUUGCAUCGCUCACCGCAAAGCCUGAGUUCAAGAUGUACUCGCCCCAACGUCACCGCUCCGUCGAAAGCGACCUUCAGAGAAUCAGCGGACGUAUACGGUCAUGCGUUCGUCGGCCCAGGGAGGCGCAAAGUAGUUCUGCAUUACGGUCACUAGACUGGACUAAUUUCAGUAUGCAAUAUGUGUGCUAUCUCAGGCCUGCCUAUAGCUCAAUUGAAAAGCACUAUGCAGUAAAGCAUAGCCCUGCCAUUACGUUUAGCAACAUCCAGCAAUUCUACGCCUUCAAGAAGAACGAACCAUCAACUCGUCAAAAUACUUGUCCCCAAUACCGAGUCGCCCGCGAGCGGCACGCGCCAACUACCGAACCGUCCGUUGUAAACUGAAACAGCUCAUCGAAGCCAAGAGAGAAGCUUUCAUGCCACCAUCCGUGGAUCUGCACGCUGCUUCCCGAAUCAUAUAUCACAUGCGAAGAGUCAGUCUCGCGCAUACGGGCAAUCACCAAGCGCGUUG